AAGUUCGCUUUGAAUUUGAAAACAACAAUUAUAAGUAUAACAUGAAAAAAAUUAAAAAGAUUUUUUAAUGUAGAACACAGUAGAACAGCUAUAUUUAAAUGUAAAUUAAAAUAUGUAUUAAGUUUUCGUUUUCCCAUAAAAUGUAUAUUUAAAGUUAUACUUAAUUUUUAUCCUUCAAUGAAAUUUCAAAGCUAUCAACAAAGUUAUUUUUUAUAACCUGCCAAGAAAAACAUUUAACGCCGAAAAGAGUAAAAUAAAAUGAAGUGAAAUGUGUGAUAAGAAGGAAUAUAGAUGUGUAAACUGUGGUGCGACCGCUGCUGCCUUGUUCAGGAAUUACGGGCCAUCAGUACUGAAAUUAACAAAAUGCGACAGCUGCAAAGGCAUAGUGGAUAAAUACAUAGAGUAUGAUCCUGUGAUAGUCAUGAUUGACCUAGUGCUGAUGUCGAGAGAGGCGCAGAGGCAUAUUAUCUACAACACUGAGUUUAAGGCAUAUUGGAAGCUGUUCAUAAUUUUAAUACUAUUAGAGACAUUUGUAGUGUGGAGGAACGACAGUUUGUUCAACAUAGCCAUCAACACAAUAUGCAAUAUCAGAAAUAACGCUACUAUAAAUUCUACUCAAAUUGUUUUCAGAAGUAUGCCAAUAAAUUUGAGCAUUCCUCAACAAUGGAGGGGAGAGUGCCAGGGCUGGGCGCAGACUGAGAAGGACACGGCUGACCUCUUCAUCUGGGAGAAGGACUUCUACAUUCAAUUCCUCUCUACUUUUGCUGGGAUUGUGGUGUACAUAUCUACGGUGCACAUCCUCAUGACUUCGUUUUGUACUAUAAAUAAAGCGCCUGUACAGAGGGUGUUGAAAUCGUUCAGCCUGGCCAACGUGAGCACGUUGUUCUGUGUGCCGAUGUUAGUGUGGGGUAACAACGACACCCCGCCCGACACCCGCCUCGCGCACUACCUGCUGGUGUUCGCAUAUAGUCUGGUGGUGUUCUACAACGUAUUACGAGGUAAGACUGCCAAUGCUGUGUGGGGUAACAACGACACCCCGCCCGACACCCAACUCGCGCACUACCUGCUGGUGUUCGCAUAUAGUCUGGUGGUGUUCUACAACGUAUUACGAGGUAAGACUGCCAAUGCUGUGUGGGGUAACAACGACACCCCACCCGACACCCGCCUCGCGCACUACCUGCUGGUGUUCGCAUAUAGUCUGGUGGUGUUCUACAACGUAUUACGAGGUAAGACUGCCAAUGCUGUGUGGGGUAACAACGACACCCCACCCGACACCCGCCUCGCGCACUACCUGCUGGUGUUCGCAUAUAGUCUGGUGGUGUUCUACAACGUAUUACGAGGUAAGACUGCCAAUGCUGUGUGGGGUAACAACGACACCCCACCCGACACCCGCCUCGCGCACUACCUGCUGGUGUUCGCAUAUAGUCUGGUGGUGUUCUACAACGUAUUACGAGGUAAGACUGCCAAUGCUGUGUGGGGUAACAGCGACACCCCGCCCGACACCCGCCUCGCGCACUACCUGCUGGUGUUCGCAUAUAGUCUGGUGGUGUUCUACAACGUAUUACGAGGUAAGACUGCCAAUGCUGUGUGGGGUAACAACGACACCCCGCCCGACACCCGCCUCGCGCACUACCUGCUGGUGUUCGCAUAUAGUCUGGUGGUGUUCUACAACGUAUUACGAGGUAAGACUGCCAAUGCUGUGUGGGGUAACAGCGGCAUCCACCCGACACCCGUCUCGCGCACUACCUGCUGGUGUUCGCAUAUAGUCUGGUGGUGUUCUACAACGUAUUACGAGGUAAGACUGCCAAUGCUGUGUGGGGUAACAACGACACCCCACCCGACACCCGCCUCGCGCACUACCUGCUGGUGUUCGCAUAUAGUCUGGUGGUGUUCUACAACGUAUUACGAGGUAAGACUGCCAAUGCUGUGUGGGGUAACAACGACACCCCACCCGACACCCGCCUCGCGCACUACCUGCUGGUGUUCGCAUAUAGUCUGGUGGUGUUCUACAACGUAUUACGAGGUAAGACUGCCAAUGCUGUGUGGGGUAACAACGACACCCCACCCGACACCCGCCUCGCGCACUACCUGCUGGUGUUCGCAUAUAGUCUGGUGGUGUUCUACAACGUAUUACGAGGUAAGACUGCCAAUGCUGUGUGGGGUAACAACGACACCCCACCCGACACCCGCCUCGCGCACUACCUGCUGGUGUUCGCAUAUAGUCUGGUGGUGUUCUACAACGUAUUACGAGGUAAGACUGCCAAUGCUGUGUGGGGUAACAACGACACCCCGCCCGACACCCGCCUCGCGCACUACCUGCUGGUGUUCGCAUAUAGUCUGGUGGUGUUCUACAACGUAUUACGAGUUCUGUACGAGGGUCCGCGGCCACUGACCGUGGUCGUGCUCAUCAUCAGCUACUGCGCCAAAUUCCUCACCACCUUCCACGUCACCCCACUCGUGAGGAGCACUAUGCAGUACUGAAUUAUUUUAACCUGGAGCCAUCAUCAUCCAAACCAAAGGAAACUGCUGAACAUUGAUUAUAGGGAAUUCUAACACGGACCCGCCUUUAUCCUUCUAAUGUCGACAUCUUAGUUGAGUUGACUGAAUAAAAAAUCAUAUAUCAUUUUUUGAGACGUGACAUAAAGAUAUUUUUUUAAAUAUGUUUUUGACGAUACGAGCCUGUCGGCCAUGACAUAUUUCAACUGUUUCAUGACGUAAAUGCAAUAAAUCCCAUACAAAUGGAGCGUUUGACAAAAAUAUUAACAAUUAGUUCGACGUCACAAAAUGGACGACAGUGUUUUUGAAGUUUGGAAAAUUUGAAAAAAUACGUAUUAAUUGAAAUCGAUAUAUUUCGGACCCUUAUUCCAUGUACCUACUACACGAAAUUAAUAUUGUUUAUAUUUUAUUUGAUACUAGAGGACGCCCGCGACUUCGAUGUAAACUUUCAACUAGGUACUCCUACCCAACUGUACCCCUACCCUACCCCUACUCUACACCUACCUUUUCCUAAAUUUUCUUUGCUAUAAACCUCACGGAGCCCGAGACCUUUCCAACGAAUGCAAAACCGUGGAAAUCGGUUCGUGCGUUCUGGAGUUACAGUGUCAGGAAAACCCGACUUAUUUUUAUAUAGUAGAUGAGUCAACUACCCUAUUUGUCUAUUUUCUCUUCAUGAGAUAUAUUGUUGAUUGCAUGUUAGGCAGGGUUAGCUCAGAAAGUCGCAAGCCAAUCGGGGCUAGUAUACCUAUAGUUUGAAGACCUGAUGGACGUUGGGGUCGCAAGGUGCUGGAAUGGCGACCCUGCUAGGUGGACAGAGGACAUCAAGUGGGUUGCAGGAAACCGCUGGAUACUGCCGGCUCAAGACUGUGGUGUUUAGAAGUCCAUGCAUGAGACCUAUGUCUAGCUGUGGACGUCCAUCGCCUGUUCAUGAUAAUGAUGAUGAUGAUGUUAGUUCUAAUGGUAUAUAUUUUUAAAAAAAGUUUACAUAAUAUAGUGGUCUAGAAACUUAAAACUAAAAAUUCUGAAAUAAAACGAUAUUUUGCAGUA
Messenger RNA from Bicyclus anynana (squinting bush brown), 3543 nucleotides. RefSeq lists its product as uncharacterized. NCBI's taxonomy places the organism in Eukaryota, Metazoa, Arthropoda, Insecta, Lepidoptera, Nymphalidae. The record is from RefSeq and is a predicted model, not a curated record. The transcript has 7 exons. Gene Ontology annotation, biological process: intracellular sterol transport; sphingolipid metabolic process; sterol metabolic process. The coding region runs from base 269 to 2392 and encodes 707 amino acids. Gene Ontology annotation, cellular component: Golgi apparatus; cortical endoplasmic reticulum.